AGGCCGGUGGAAGUUAGCACAUGCAUGUGUAUAGCAAGAAACAGAUUGUCACUCACACUGAUUGAAAUCCACCCAAAUCUACGUACGUAACCAGCGCUAGUCCUGUCCCGGCACACAUCUAUAAGUACACAGAGCUGCAAGGACAGUCCCAGCCAUCCAUUUCAUCCUUGAUCACUCAACUGUCUAGAAGCAGAACACUUGUUCGUUUUGAAGCUUUUGCUAAUUGGUUUAGCGUCAUGGCCAUCAGGUGUUUCCUGCUCCCUCUGUCCCUGCUGCUUCUCGCGGCUAGCUCGGCCGCGGCUCAGCUGGAGAUAGGAUACUACAGCAAGUCAUGUCCGUCCGCGGAGGCGAUCGUCCGCGAGGAGAUGGUGAAGAUCAUCGCCGCCGCGCCCAGCCUCGCCGGCCCGCUCCUCCGGCUCCACUUCCACGACUGCUUCGUCAGGGGUUGUGACGCGUCCGUGCUGCUGGACUCGACGCCGGGCAACACGGCGGAGAGGGACGCCAAGCCGAACAAGAGUCUGCGGGGGUUCGGCUCCGUGGAGCGGGUGAAGGGCAAGCUUGAGGCCGCAUGCCCGGGCGUCGUCUCCUGCGCCGACGUGCUCACGCUCAUGGCCCGCGACGCCGUGGUCCUUGCCAGAGGUCCCUUCUGGCCCGUGGCGCUAGGCAGAAGAGAUGGUAAGGUGUCCGACGCCACCGAGGCCAGCCACGAGCUUCCCCCGGCCUUCGGCGACGUCCCUCUGCUCGCCAAGAUCUUCGCGUCCAAGGGGCUCGACCUCAAGGACCUCGUCGUCCUCUCUGGCGCCCACACGCUUGGCACCGCCCACUGCCCGUCGUACGCCGACCGCCUCUACAACAGCUCAAGCGCCGGCGAGGACGGCCUAGUCGACCCGUCGCUGGACAGCGAGUACGCCGCCAAGCUGAGGCUCAAGUGCAAGAGCCUUGACGAAGGGACUGGCAUGCUGUCGGAGAUGGACCCCGGCAGCUACAAGACCUUCGACACAAGCUACUACCGCCACGUCGCCAAGCGGAGGGGCCUCUUCCGCUCCGACGCCGCGCUCCUCACCGACGCCACCACUAGGGAGUACGUUCAGCGCGUCGCUACGGGAAAGUUCGACGAGGCGUUCUUCAGGGAUUUUAGUGAGUCUAUGAUCAAGAUGGGUAACGUCGGCGUGCUCACUGGAGCCGACGGAGAGAUCAGGAAGAAGUGCUACGUCCUCAACUAGCUAGAGAAGCUCUUGUCAGAGGAUUAAUUGAUGCCGCCAUGUUGGUUCACACGCUGCAAACGUACGUUGGUUCGGAUGCAGCACCACCAGAGGGUGUAUACUUUUUCUCUAUUAAUACACAUUUCGUUCAUAAAUACCUUC
Molecule: messenger RNA, 1364 nt
Organism: Lolium perenne
Lineage: Eukaryota; Viridiplantae; Streptophyta; Magnoliopsida; Poales; Poaceae
Product: peroxidase 1-like
Biological process (GO): response to oxidative stress; hydrogen peroxide catabolic process
Molecular function (GO): peroxidase activity; heme binding
Source: RefSeq, a predicted model, not a curated record